Molecule: messenger RNA, 2214 nt
Organism: Schistosoma turkestanicum
Lineage: Eukaryota; Metazoa; Platyhelminthes; Trematoda; Strigeidida; Schistosomatidae
Source: the annotation of a GenBank genome assembly
AUGUCGUGUGAAAGAAUAACUGAUCCUCGUUUAUCUGUGGCCAUUCUCACAGUCAGUGAUACAUGCUCAAAGGAUAUUUUACUUGAUCAAAGUGGUCCUGUUGCUGAAAGCCUGCUUCAAGAGGCAGGAUUUGCUGUUCCAUUGAGAGAUUGUGUCCCAGACGAUCGGGAUAUUAUUCGUUGUGUACUAAUGAGAUGGAUAUCUUCUCGUCAAGUAGACGCUGUAUUUACAUUAGGCGGUACAGGUCCAUCUAGAAAGGAUGUUACUUCGGAUAUAAUUCUUGAAAUAGUUCCUCAAAAUCAACGUCUACCCGGAAUUGAACACUAUCUUUAUUCUAUUUCACUUCAAAACACCCCAAUGGGUGCUUUAUCUCGAUUUGUAGCUGGAGUAUGUAAUGCGACCCUGUUAAUAACAUUACCAGGUAGUGCUCGCGCAGCUUCUCAAUGUAUCCCUGUUAUUCUUCCAAUAGUGAAACAUGCUAUCCAUCAAAUCAAAGGUUGGGAUCAUCUUGUAAAACAGAAACAUCCAAAUCAGUAUAAUAUGGAUAAAAGUAUAUUAACAAGCGCAGAUCCAUCAACUACUACAUACAGUGUUGUUAAUCGUUGUAGACAAUCUAAUUAUCCAAUGAUAUCAGUUGAUGAAGCAAUUAAGAAAAUAUUCACUGUUUGCAAUUUUGAAUUGGGCAUUGAAGCUGUAUUUCAUAAAAAUGCUUUAGGUCGUGUUCUUGGUCAAAGCUUAAAGUCACGUCAAUGCAUUCCUCCAUUUAAUGCAAGUAUAAUGGAUGGAUAUGCUAUUCGAUUUAAUGAUGGUGCUAGUCAGUUGAAAGUUAUUGGAGUGUUAUAUUGUGGCGACGACAAAUGUUCAGCUAGAGAGCUAGUAGUAGUUACUCCAGGCACUUGUGUUCGCGUGAAUACUGGCGGUCCUAUACCUUCUGGAGCUGAUUGUGUCAUUCCAUUAGAAAACACUAAACUUAUUUCUAAACGAAAAGCUGGACCCAUGGAUUUGUAUUCAGAAGAAGAAGAUAUCAUUGAAGUGAUAAUUCCACCUAAAACUAUUGGACAAUUCAUUCGUCCAACUGGUAUUGAUUUAAGCACAAAAGAUAUUUUUCGGCGAGGAUUGCGACUUGGUUCAACGGAAUUAGGUUUGAUUUCUGGUGCAGGCUUGUUAGCGCCUUGGCCAAUUAAUCAUUUAGAUUGUAUUAAAGUAGAUAACGAUCCAAUACCGAACACAGUGUUAGAUCUCCUUUCAAAAGGUGGAUACUUACCUUGUUUAAAACAAUGUAACAUUGCUGUUUUAUCAACUGGAAAUGAGAUUUUAGACUGUGUCUGUGUCUCUGAAAUGAAACCUAUCGUAAGAGACAGUAAUCGGCCUGUUUUAAUCAAUCUACUGUAUAAACAUAACUACUAUAAUGUUAUAGAUUGUGGCAUUUUAAAUGAUGAUCGAAAAUCUCUUAUACUAGGCUUGUCAAGAGCUUUAACUCUAUGUGAUAUUCUUAUUACAACAGGUGGUGUAAGUAUGGGUGAACGUGAUAUGGUUAGCCAAAUAUUAAUUGAACAUUUUAAUGCUACUGUUCAUUUCGGUCGUGUGUUUAUGAAACCUGGAAAACCGACGACAUUUCUGUCGAUACCUCGUCAUAAUAAUAAUAAUAUUAAUAAUAAUCCAGAUGUCACCAAUACUACUUAUACGAACGAUAUAAGUAGUAUAAGAAUGGACGUGAAAGAAGAAGAAGUCUCACGGUCAGAAGAGGAAAACGGAAAGCAAAAAGAGCAAAAGCCUCUCACUACUACUACUACUACUACCACCACCACUAAUCUAAAACCUGUGUUAGCAUUUUGUCUACCAGGUAAUCCUGUGUCAUGUUAUGUCACAGCACAUCUAUUUGUUUUGCCUUUGUUAAGAAAAUUGGAUUUGCGACCACCUGAAGAAUGGUGUUUCCCAAAUAUUCGUGUACAAUUAUUACAUUCUGUUAGGUUGAGUGAUCGUCCAGAUUAUAGACGUGCAAAAUUAAUUUGGAAAAACACUUCAAACUAUCCUAAUCAACCUUCCAUACCUUGUGCAUCUUGUACGAGUAUUGAAAAUCAAAUGAGUUCUUGUCUAGCUAGUUGUCUUGAUGCAAAUCUGUUAUUAGUACUACCACCUAUGAUUGAUGAGAAACCACAAGAAAUUCCUGCUAAUUCUAUUGUUAAUGCUUUGAUUAUUGAUUCUAUAUUUUGA